UAUAACCUGCGAGGCAUCAAAGCGGCCGGAAUUCCCCAAAGAAAAGAAAGCCCUUGUGUUGAGUGCAAAGCGAAGGCAUGGGGUUGACGAAUUUCGUGUUGACCGUGGCGGGUGUAAGCGCGGUUGUGCUUUUGCUCCGGAGUGACGUCAAGCAAUCUGCCUCCAUCUUCCGCCGCAACAUCAAGCACAUUCGCAACUGGCUUGAAGAAGAAUCUGCCGCCUCUUCCAAGUCAAUGGAGAAGUCCACUCCCAAAGAACUUGAUUCAAAGGUUCCUCCUAAAAACAUUCAUAAGGAGGACAAACAUUAAUGUUUAUACAGGUGAUGCGGAUGUUACUGCAGUAAUUGUGUUUUUGUGUUUCUAACUGUCUUUUAAUGAAUACAUGUUUUUGAGUCUAUACUACAUAUUACUCUUGAAUAAAAAA
Molecule: messenger RNA, 423 nt
Organism: Vigna umbellata (rice bean)
Lineage: Eukaryota; Viridiplantae; Streptophyta; Magnoliopsida; Fabales; Fabaceae
Source: RefSeq, a predicted model, not a curated record